GUAGGAGCUCUCGGAUGGCCCCACACAAAAGCGCCGACAAACAUGAAGUCUUUCAUAAUGUCAUUGUUUCUCCUGAUGAAUGCUGUCAGAUCUGCCCUGGGUAUUGCUGCCUCGCCGACAAGCGUGCAUCCCAAACUUGUGUGGAGGUUCUCAGGAUUGAGUAUUGCAACUGCCGUCGCAGGCAUCGCGUUCUGGGUACUUUUUAGAUGCUAUAACGAUACCGAGGAGGCGAUGAAUGCUGCUAGGCGGGAGGAACAGCAAGAGGUGCUUAGGAGCGUGGCUAGGAGAAUGGAGGAGGGAGGGGCG
This is a messenger RNA of Tuber aestivum (summer truffle), 306 nucleotides long. The record is from the annotation of a GenBank genome assembly. NCBI's taxonomy places the organism in Eukaryota, Fungi, Ascomycota, Pezizomycetes, Pezizales, Tuberaceae.